AUGUCUCUCGAAUAACUUUAAUGUUAUGAGGAUGAUCAAUAUUAUGAUCAAUCUAUCAAAUCAAAUUAGCAAUAAUCUGUAUAGUCCAUUGACUCCUUGAAAUCAAAAAAAUCUAUAGGAUCAUUAGAAAAAUUGGUUUCUCAGAAAAAGACAAAGGAUUCCACUCUCAAACUCGAACUAGAUUAAUUUAUUGGAUUAUUGUAGAAAUUUAAGCUAUCCUAACUUAAAAAUGAUAUCUCUGUUGUCAUGAGUACCGAAUAAGAAGAGUAUUAUAGCUUUUAGCAAAAACAACCUUAAGAUAAAAAUCAAAUUAUGCUUGAAGGUUAUUAAAAGUGUUUCUUAGAAGCAGUCAGAGCUAUUGAUCAAAUGGUUACUAAUCCAAAAGAUCAUAUUUUUAUUUGUGAAAAUUUAGACAAAAUGAAAAUGAUUUAUGUAUUAUUAGAACUAUUUAGAUUAUGCAUAUUUAGAGUUAUUAAGGAAUGCAAAAAUCUGUAAAUCUAUGAAACUAUUUUAAAAUAGACAUUGAUUGAUGCUGAUUAAGGAUUUCUUUACUAUAAAAUCAAAUUUAAUAAAAAUAAAUGCUAAUACAAAAAUUGUAGAGUUAAUUGAAAUCUCUAUAAAUUGAUCUCAAUUAAGAAAGGUUAAAUUAUUUGGAUUUAUAACAAAAAACUAAUAAUAUAAGCAUUUAAUUUUGGUGGCAAAUAAAUAAUUUGAAGCACUUCAAGAUAAACUACUAUCAACUGAGGAUGAAUUAAAUCAAGUAGUGUAAUACUCAAAUAAAACAAUCAGUUAAAGCAAAUACAAGUCUAAGAGACGUAAUUAACAAUUAUGAAAUCAAAUCAGAAGUAAAAUAAUAAAGCACAUCUCCACUUAUUUCUAAUAGUAAUCCUCAUAAUUAAGAGAACUAAUCAAAUUAAUCUAAUAUCACUACAAUAUCCUUUAAUUAAUUAAGACUUACGUCUAAGAUUCAAUUAAAGAAAGUCACUCUCCUCAAAAGAAAAAUUUUGUCAAAAGUGAAGAUAAAUUUAUGA
Paramecium octaurelia is the source of this 1031-nucleotide messenger RNA. The record is from the annotation of a GenBank genome assembly. Lineage: Eukaryota; Ciliophora; Oligohymenophorea; Peniculida; Parameciidae.